This is a messenger RNA of Megachile rotundata (alfalfa leafcutting bee), 2716 nucleotides long. RefSeq names its product Stress-induced phosphoprotein 1 (gene Stip1). The record is from RefSeq and is a predicted model, not a curated record. Lineage: Eukaryota; Metazoa; Arthropoda; Insecta; Hymenoptera; Megachilidae. Gene Ontology annotation, molecular function: Hsp90 protein binding.
CGCGACAUUCAAGGAGAGGCGCUAGUUGUCCAUUUCUGGAGCUUUCUGAAAAUCUGCGCCGGCUCAAAGACUGAGCAUUCACGAGUCAUCACGUAUCUUUGCGAGUAUAAAAGAACGAAUUGUGGAAAAUAGAACGAAAGCACUAUUGUUCUGAGGUCAAGCGUUAUGGACCAGGUAUCUGUGUUAAAAGAAAAAGGUAAUUCUGCUUUGCAAGACAGAAGGUUCAAGGAAGCCAUCACGUAUUAUACAGAAGCAAUUGCCUUAGACUCGAACAAUCAUGUUCUUUACAGUAAUAGAUCUGCAGCAUACGCCAAAGCAGGUCAAUAUGAACAGGCAUUGGCAGAUGCAGAAAAAACAGUGAGUUUGAAACCUGAUUGGGCAAAAGGAUAUUCUCGUAAAGGUAGCGCGCUUGCAUAUUUGGGUAAAUUAGAUGCAUCGAUCAAAGCUUACGAAACUGGCCUACAAUUAGAUCCCAAUAAUGCACAACUUAAAAGCAGUUUGGCCGAAGUUAAAGCGCAGAAACAAGCAGCAGCUGCUAAUCCCUUUAAUACGCCUGAUUUGUUUGUGAAACUUGCGAACGAUAGUAGAACCAAAGGUUACCUUCAAGAUCCAGAAUACCUAAAUCUUCUACAAGAACUUAGAAACAAUCCACAAUCUCUUGCUACAAAAUUACAAGAUACAAGAGUGCUUACAACUCUUAGCGUAAUAUUAGGUUUGAAUACGGAUAUGGAUGAACCAAUGGAAACAGAUCCACCAGAACCACCGAAACCUAAACAAGAAUCUCCUAAGCCUCAAAAGAAAGAAGAAGAUAACCUUCCGCCUGAAAAGAAAGAAGCACUAAACGAGAAACAGUUGGGUAACGAUGCUUAUAAAAAGAAAAAUUUCGAAGAAGCGCUUCAGCAUUAUAACAAAGCAGUGGAAUUAGACCCUACAGAAAUCAUUUAUUUGUUAAACAUAGCUGCAGUAUAUUUUGAACAAAAAGAAUAUGAUAAAUGUAUUGCACAAUGUGAAAAAGCUAUUGAAGUUGGAAGAGAGAAUAGAGCAGAUUUUAAAUUAAUAGCAAAAGCGUUUACACGAAUCGGGCACGCGUAUAAAAAGAUGGGCAAUUGGAAACAAGCGAAGGUGUAUUACGAAAAAUCUAUGUCAGAGCACAGAACACCUGAAAUUAAGACUCUGCUUUCAGACAUUGAUAAAAUUAUUAAAGAAGAAGAACGAAAAGCGUAUAUUGAUCCAGUAAAAGCGGAAGAAGAAAAAGAACUGGGAAAUCAAAAGUACAAAGAUGGAGAUUAUCCAGCAGCGAUUAAGCAUUAUACAGAAGCUAUUAAAAGAAAUCCUGAUGACCCAAAAUAUUACAGCAACAGAGCUGCUUGCUAUACCAAAUUAGCAGCGUUUGAUCUCGGAUUGAAAGAUUGUGAAAAAUGUGUUGAAAUCGAUCCGAAGUUUAUCAAAGGUUGGAUAAGGAAAGGGAAGAUUUUGCAAGGCUUACAGCAACAAGGAAAAGCGCUUACCGCUUAUCAGAAAGCAUUAGAACUGGAUCCUUCGAAUAGUGAGGCAUUAGAAGGAUAUCGUUCGUGUGCAGUUUCUGUCAGUUCUAAUCCUGAAGAAGUAAGAAAGAGAGCAAUGGCAGAUCCAGAAGUUCAAAGUAUACUGCGGGAUCCUGCUAUGAGACUUAUUUUAGAACAAAUGCAAAGCGAUCCUAGAGCCUUGCAAGACCACUUAAAGAAUCCAGAUAUAGCAGCCAAGUUGCAAAAAUUGUUGGAAUCAGGACUUAUAGCUAUUCAUUGAAAAGAAAAAUAUCUGUAUUUGUGCAUAGCUCUGUGCAUGACUUUAUCGUCGCCAAGUUCCUUUGGUAUUAAAGAAACAGUACUGUUUAUUAUAUUUUUAUGUAUUAGAGAUAUGUUCUUAAACCGUGCAGACCGAUCAGUGGCAUAUUCGUUCUACGCCUGUAUUCGGAAAAGCCAUUUCAAGUAUGUUUGGUUAUAAACGAGAUACUUUUGCGUGAUGCGGUGGCCUUUCUGGUCAUAGACCAUGUUUGCAUCGUAAAUUCUGUUACGGUAGUUGUGUAUGUUUUAAUAUACCUUAUAGAGUGUAACUCUGUAAGGAAGGAACUAUUAUAUAAUUACAAGCUUUUGCAUAAUUUUUACACAACACUUCCAAUUGUAAAUCAACAAUAUCAUCGACAUCAACCAUGCAAUGAUACACACUUACAUUUGUUACGCGGUCUAGAUUAAAUGAAAUUACUACCUUAAACCUGAUUGUCUUGGAUAAACGUUUCCAUGCAUUAAAACAAACGUGUACCUUUUACUUUAUAGGUGAUAUCAUUUUGAUUUAAAGCUAAUACUGCAACAACAGAGAGAAAUAACAAUAGCGAUAAUUACUAUGUAAUUACGAUAGUUGUAUGAUUUAUUUAAGGCCAAAUUUUCUUUCGGUAUAAGAGCCGGGUAAAAAACGUAUUAAGGUGGGAUAUUCUUGAAUAAUUCCCCUGACCUACUGUAAGAACUAUCGUUUAUUUAUGUUACAGUAGUUUUACAUUUAUGUUUACAACUUAUGAACAUUAGCGUAGUACUGCAUAAACGUAUCUGUUACUUUAUUCCGUUUUGAUUCUUUAGUUCUAAAAAUAGUAAUUAACUUUACGCUGGAAACUCUUCAAAUACAUAACAAUAUGACAAAAGAUAUUAAUAAACCAAAUAAAUACAUUGAAAGCAUACAAAAUUAA